CAGUAUUUUUGACCGCAUCAUAAUAGACAAACACAAUGUAUGUGUACGGGAUAAUAACUAUAUCCCGUCAACUGUUAAAGAAUUUGAUAGUAGCUAGUAGAAUGGUAGUGACAUGGUAUUCCUCGUAUAAACAGACAAUCCUUUUACCCUAACCAUGAUUAUAUUUGGAUGAGCGGACCUCUGGAUGAGCCAAAAUGCUUCUGUUAACAAGUAGGGAAGUAGACGCACAUGUUAACAUUUAAACAAUACUCUUAAAAACAUAAAUAACUAUUAAUCUUUCAUAGGAAGCCAAAACCACCGGGGAAAUCCACAAGACGAUGACAGCUCCCCAUUCAGAAGUCGUAAAAGAAAAGCAAAGAAGAUGUGCAGUAGUUGCAGAAUUUUUUGGUUUGAUAUAUAUUCAUUAUAAAUAUACCAGAAAAAAGGAAAAUAUCGUGGUGCCAAAAUUAAAAAUAUCUAAAAAUAAAAUACUUGUAGAAUUAUUAAAAAAAAAUACUGGUUUAGUACAAAAUUUAAGAAAUGAAAAGUUUUGUUUUCAUUAAUAUUUUGUGAUUUCUUUUGUGGCUAGUACAUUUUGUAGAACCACAGAGUCAUCGUUCUAUCUUGCAAUCUAUGAAAUCAGAGUAAAUUUUUUAAGAAAUUAUAAAAUAUCAACAAUACUCUCACAGAAAAAAUUGCAUUCAAUAUAUGUAUUUAUCAAAGAUAAUGGCGGUCUGGUUGUACUACCCGAUGAUUAUGUUUAUAUAUUACUAUGAAUUAUUCAUUUCGAAAGAAAUCUUUAAUAUUAAGAUAUUAAGUAACUUUUCUUACAAAAAGACACUAUAUAUAUGUGUAUUCAUUAUCAAAUGGGAUGUUUGUGACCUUUUGUCUUUUCUUCAAUUCCCUUUCUCUUUCCUUUCUUUUUGGUUUUGGUUCCAAAAAAAUGUAUGCAAUGAAAGAAGAAGACUGUCUCCAAAAUUUUCACAACUUACAAGACUAUCAAGACCAGUUUCUUCUACAUCACCAUCCACAAAUCCUGCCUUGGUCAUCUCUACCUUCAUUUGACCCGACCUAUUUCCCAUCCAACCCGACCCGUUAUCCUGAUUCGGUCCCCUACUUCAACAGGAGAGCUUCUUCUUCCUCUUCUUUUGACUAUACCGAUGGUUUUGUCUCUCCUCCUUCCAUGGAUCAUCAUCAUCAUCCCAACCACCUAAAGGUUUUAUCGGAAGCUCUUGGACCCAUCAUGCGACGUGGCACAUCCUUCGGGUUUGAUGAUGAGAUUAUGGGGAAACUGAGUGCACAAGAAGUCAUGGAUGCUAAGGCGCUGGCUGCUUCAAAGAGUCAUAGUGAAGCUGAGAGAAGAAGACGAGAGAGAAUCAACACUCAUCUAGCUAAGUUGCGAAGUAUUUUACCAAAUACAACCAAAACGGACAAAGCUUCAUUGCUAGCGGAAGUGAUCCAACACAUGAAGGAGCUAAAACGACAGACAUCACUGAUCACGGACACGAGUCAAAUCCCAACAGAGUGCGAUGAUCUAACCGUUGACUCUGCUUACAACGACGAAGAAGGAAAUUUGAUGAUAAGAGUUUCCUUUUGUUGCGAAGACAGGACUGAACUCAUGCAUGACAUCAUCAAUGCCUUAAAGUCUCUUCGUCUUCGAAUUCACAAAGCCGAGAUCGCAACCGUAGGUGGCCGAGUCAAGAACGUCUUGUUCUUGAGCCGAGAAGACGAUGAUGAAUAUCGUAGAAACUUCGAUGGUGUUGACGCGGAUAAUGAUGAUGAAGAGAAGAGAUACAAUCGUGCGAGUUCGAUAGAAGAAGCGUUAAAGGCGGUUAUAGAUAAGUGUGUCAAUAAUAAUGAUGAUAACAAUAACUUGGAUAAAUCAUCUUCAGGGAGUAUUACUAUUAAGAGACAAAGGACUAGCAAGAUGGUAAAUCGAUGUUAUAAUUAAUUCCUCCCUCAUAAAAUGAUUAACAUCAUCAAGUCUUUAAUUAGCUAUGUGCUAACUAGACUUGCAAAAUGGGAUAAUGUGACAAUUAGUAUGUUUGGGGGUCGGGUUAAUCUUUUUACCUUGGUUUGGGUUUCUUCUUCUAUGGUUUUAAUCUAUGAAGGACCCUUUAUUUAGGGUUUUAUAGUGAUGGGUUCGGUUUAUAUAUGUAUUAUAAUCAAAGAUAUUUUCUCGUCUUGAUUAUAUGAAAUGUAAAGAGGUUGGGUUUAAUUUAUAUUACUUGAUGUAGUGGAAUCAAGAACCUUUUUUAAUUACGAGCAUCUGCAUUAUGUU
Brassica rapa (field mustard) is the source of this 2260-nucleotide messenger RNA. Its product is annotated as transcription factor AIG1. Gene Ontology annotation, biological process: regulation of DNA-templated transcription. Gene Ontology annotation, molecular function: DNA-binding transcription factor activity; protein dimerization activity. NCBI's taxonomy places the organism in Eukaryota, Viridiplantae, Streptophyta, Magnoliopsida, Brassicales, Brassicaceae. The record is from RefSeq and is a predicted model, not a curated record.